UGUAUUGCUUCUUUGCAUUCCAGGUAGGAGCCAACUUCCUCAGGAUGUUCUUGUACACAUAUUUGGCUUCUUAGAUUUAACGUCUCUUGUCACUGCCUCUUUAGUCUGCAGGUCGUGGAGUGUGGCAGCUAGUGACAACCAUCUGUGGCAGUUGAUGCAUAUUAACUUUUUCGGAAGGCCAAGUGACAACCCAAAUAUUAUCAGGCUUACCUAUGGUGUGGAGAGAAUUACUUUUACUCCGGGAAAUACCACCACAGCUAGUGUUGACUGGAGAGAUGCUUUCAAGCGAGCUUAUAGAGGAAUUUCAAGAAAGAUAACAUCCCAGAGGGGCUUUUGCAAGCAGUGCAAUUCAAUUGUUUGGCUGAGUAAUUCCAAGUGUUCCAAUGAAUGCUUUGGGAAAAUUUCUGAUGAACAUCAGAUCAUGCCUGUGUCAAUUAAACAGAUUGUGGACUACGUAAUAGAGGAAUCCAUACCUUCCUCAGAUAGUGAUAGUGAUUCAGAUGACUCAGUUGAUGGCUCACUCUUCAAGCUGUGGGCGUAUCCCACGAGAUUUGGCGAGCCGCAUGCCGGAUGUGGUAGCAUAUAGAAGAUCCUUGUUAAUAUAUCGAGAUAUAAACAGUGUUUGCUGGGGACUGAAACAAUGAGGUAAAAGAUUGUAAUUAGUGCACGUUCAAAUAUCAAUCAAAUGUGACAAUUAAUUAGCCUUCUCGGUUGUUUUGUCCUUUUUGUUGCUUCUGGUAACAAAGACAUGGUUAAUUUGAAAUGGUCGAAUUACAUCCUUUCUACGUCGAGAGUUAUAGAAAUGAAAAUCUCAUCAGUGUAAAUA
Messenger RNA from Nicotiana tabacum (common tobacco), 826 nucleotides. Lineage: Eukaryota; Viridiplantae; Streptophyta; Magnoliopsida; Solanales; Solanaceae. The record is from RefSeq and is a predicted model, not a curated record.